Spinacia oleracea (spinach) is the source of this 1068-nucleotide messenger RNA. Its product is annotated as dihydroneopterin aldolase 2. Gene Ontology annotation, molecular function: dihydroneopterin aldolase activity. The coding region runs from base 348 to 740 and encodes 130 amino acids. Gene Ontology annotation, biological process: folic acid-containing compound metabolic process. The transcript has 3 exons. The record is from RefSeq and is a predicted model, not a curated record. Gene Ontology annotation, cellular component: cytoplasm. Lineage: Eukaryota; Viridiplantae; Streptophyta; Magnoliopsida; Caryophyllales; Amaranthaceae.
ACUAAUUAUCAAAAAAGAAAUAUGGCCGAAUAUUUGACCUGCUUCACUCUACACUUCUCUAGUUCUCUCUUUCUCAAAAUUUUCUGUAUCUCAAGUCAUUAGUCAUCAGCCGCAUCCAUUGUCACCAGUCACCUCAAUUCCUCAAGUAACACGAGGUCGCGAGAGCCCAACCAGUGAGCCAGAGAAGCCUCCCCGCCGGCGGCCACCCACCUCAACGCGUUCCCAUCAGGAACUCCGGCAGCCGCCCACCUCACGAGUCACCAUUCACCAUUCGUAUUUCGGUCCUGUCCAUUCUUCAAGGACGCAAGUACGCAACUCACGCUCACCGGCUCACGCAAGGUUUUAAGAUGGACGAUGCUCGACUCAUGAAAGGAGACAAGCUAGUAUUAAGGGGGUUGAAGUUUCAUGGUUUUCAUGGAGUGAAACCUGAAGAAAAAACAUUGGGUCAGAAAUUUGUAGUGGAUGUGGAUGCCUGGAUGGAUCUUCGCAAGGCUGGCAUAUCAGACUGCUUGUCUGACACUAUCAGUUACUCUGAGAUUUAUCGGAUAGUGAAGGAGGUAGUUGAGGGAACUUCUCGGGAUCUUUUGGAGUGUGUAGCUCACCAAAUUGCAUCUACUACCUUUAUUAAGUUCCCUCAAAUAUCUGAUGUACGUGUAGAGGUUAAAAAGCCUCAUGUUGCAGUUCAUGGCCAGAUAGAUUAUUUGGGAAUUGAAAUUUUCCGCUCAAGAUCCGCUGAAUAAUAUGAUCUUGCUCCCUUUUGUUUAUUUUUAUAUUAAUAUUUCUGUUGCGUUUUCUCCUGUCCGUCCGAUGCGUUUAAACAUGUAAUGCUGAAUCUUAAGCUAAUAUUGGUCUGAGUUUCUGGGCAGUCAGCUGUUUGCAGUCCAAUCUUUUUUCCAGUCUCUUCUUAUGAUCAUACCAGUUUGUGUGCAAAUUGCAGAUCACAGUAUAAAUGUACAAUCCUGAGUUUUAAGGUAUAAAUAUUGGUUCGGUGUAUGGUUCAAUUUGUACGGAACACUUAAUUCUGUUAUGUUCAAUUUGUAUGAAAUGUUUAAUUAUAUUUUUGUUCAA